AGGGACUAUAGGCACUAUAGGAGUGUUUGAAAAACUUUAUGGCUAUGGCUUGAAUCUGGAAACAUCGGCAUCCAAUUUUUGUUCCCACCGUUGUUUAAUUAUAUCUAAAAAUAAUUGACUCUAAAUAUCAUUCGGACUUUGAAAGAUUUGUAAUUCUUUGUUGUUUGACGAAAGGCGUUUUAAUCUCUGUUAAAAGUGGUGGGAACCUAUUUAAAGAGUUUUGAGGUUAAACUCUGGAUUUUCGUUGUGUUUACGUUUUCUUAUUUGUUAUUUUUCUAUUUGUUAUUAAAUCAACUGGAUUUUUUCGAGGAAUUUUAAGAUUUUAUUUAUUCCCAUCACCUAUCAAAUCCAAGACAAUGGCAAAACCAAUCGUUUUCGUGACUGGAAAUGCAAAAAAAUUAGAAGAGGUCGUAUCAAUAUUGGGGAAGAAUUUUCCUCGUGUGGUUAUCAACAAAAAGAUAGAUUUGCCAGAGUAUCAAGGGGAUGCGGAUGAUAUAAGCAUUGCAAAAUGUCGUGCAGCAUAUGAAGUUGUAAAAGGUCCAGUCAUCGUCGAGGAUACUUGUCUAUGUUUCAACGCAAUGAACGGUCUUCCGGGUCCUUACAUUAAAUGGUUCUUGGAAAAACUAGGGCCCGAAGGACUGCACAAAAUGCUUGAUGGUUGGAAAGAUAAAGGUGCUGAGGCAAUAUGCACGUUUGCAUACACGAGCGGAGAUGCAGAUGAAUCGGUCAUCCUUUUCAAAGGUUGUACAAAAGGAACAAUUGUUAGUCCAAAAGGUCCUCGUGACUUUGGCUGGGAUCCCGUUUUUCUUCCGGACGGUUACAACCAAACUUAUGCCGAAUUACCAAAAUCGGUGAAAAAUCAAAUUUCACACAGACACAGAGCAUUAAAAAAACUGAAGGAAUAUUUUAUCGGCAAAGAAAAUUUUGUACAUAGCAAUUCAUUUUAAACAGAUUAUAUCUCUGUUGUACCAUAAUUAAAUACUUAUUCUCUAA
Molecule: messenger RNA, 993 nt
Organism: Venturia canescens
Lineage: Eukaryota; Metazoa; Arthropoda; Insecta; Hymenoptera; Ichneumonidae
Product: inosine triphosphate pyrophosphatase
Exons: 2
Coding region: 357-947 (196 amino acids)
Biological process (GO): nucleoside triphosphate catabolic process
Cellular component (GO): cytoplasm
Molecular function (GO): nucleoside triphosphate diphosphatase activity
Source: RefSeq, a predicted model, not a curated record